AUGAGGCACAAGCCACCUUACAAAUUGGAAAUCUUCUUGGCAUUAAUUGUGAAGGAAAAGAGGCCGAAGUUAUUGAGAAGAUCAUGGAGCUUGAAACCCAAGAUUUGGAAAGGAGGAAGCAGCUUGACGCUGCUAAAAAGUUCUGAUCCUGCAAGCUUAGGUGGUUUGGGAGCCUUAGUUUGUUUAUCAAUGAAGUUAUUCUCUUGGAAUAUUAGAGGGUUGGGAAAUCCGGAGAAAAGAAGGAAAUUAAAGGAGCUUCUUAGAGUAAGAAAAGUAGAUAUUGCUUUAAUUCAGGAGACCAAGAAGGCAGAGAUUUCAGAAUCAUUUGUUAGAUCCUUAUGGCCUGGGGACCAAAUGGAGUUCAUGGCUGUUGACGCAGUAGGGAAUGCAGGUGGGCUGUUGUGUAUUUGGAAACCUGAGGUUUUCUCUUUGUCAGAUUGUUGUUGCAGCAAGAAUUUCAUUUUGCUCUCAGGUAUCACUUCUCUAAACUUUAGCUGUAUUAUUGUCAAUGUUUACGCUUCUAAUGAUUUGCUGAAAAGGAGGAGACUGUGGGAACUAUUAUGCACUCUUAGAACCACUUUCACUCAUCCUUGGUGUAUUGGGGGUGAUUUCAAUGAAGUCAAAAGUAUAGGGGAAAGGAAGGGUUGUGUUAGAAGGGAUGUGGGGAUGAAGGACUUGGGCAAUUUUAUUGACAAAAUUGGAGGGGUAGACUUACCAAUGCUGGGCAGACGAUACACCUGGGGUAGUUCUCAGGAUGGUGAUAGGUGGAGCAGAAUUGAUAGGUUCAUUUUAAAUCCUGAGUGGCUUGAAUCUUUUAGGUUCAAACUUUGGGGUUUGCCUAGAUCCUUGUCUGAUCACUGUCCUCUGUUGCUAAUGGAGGAUGAGAGGGUUUGGGGUCCUAAACCCUUUAGAUUUAUUAACUCUUGGGCUAUGCACACCAGCUUUUAUCAUACAGUGAAGCAAAACUGGGAGCACUUAAAUUUGGAGGGCUGGGCAGGUUACAUCCUCAAGAAGAAGCUACAAGCUCUUAAACUGUGUCUGAAAAAAUGGAAUAAGGAGGUAUUUGGUAACAUCAAGGAAAAUCUCCAGGAGAAGGAAGCUGAACUUCACUCAUGGGACUUGCUAGCUGAGGUUAGAACUCUCCAAGUUGAUGAAUCUGCUAGAAGGAUGGAAUUACUAGGGGAAGUUUGGAAAUUGAGAAAGAUGGAUGAGAGACUAUGGUUACAGAAAUCUAGGCUUAACUGGUCAUUGAAAGGUGAUAAGAACACCAGGUUCUUCCACAUUACUGCCACAAACAGACAUAACAGAAAUUCACUUGAUUCAAUAGAAGUCAAUGGGAUCUCAGUGGUGCAACCUAUUGAAAUCAAAACUGCUGUGAUGAACCAUUUCAAAUUACUCUACUCAGAGCAAUGGAAGUGUAGGCCUAAACUGGGAGGCCAUUUUAACUCCAUUAACUUGCCCAAUAAUGCAUCAACCCUGCUCGAAAGUGUCUUCUCUGAAGAGGAAGUUUGGGCUGCUAUUAAGGACUGUGAUGGAAACAAAGCCCCAGGUCCGGAUGGCUUUAAUCUGUCCUGUUUCCAAAAAUGCUGGAAUUUUAUGAAACAUGACAUUCUAAACUUUAUGAAAGAAUUUCAUGAGAAUAGUACUUUGGCCAGGGGUCUUAAUUGCUCAUUUAGAGAGAGAAAGGUUUCCUAA
This is a messenger RNA of Camellia sinensis, 1695 nucleotides long. The record is from RefSeq and is a predicted model, not a curated record. Lineage: Eukaryota; Viridiplantae; Streptophyta; Magnoliopsida; Ericales; Theaceae.